CACAGGUGUACCAACUCCUCCCCUUCAGUCUUGCACAGGGUGUACCGGCUCCUCCCCUUCAGUCUUGCACAGGUGUACCAACUCCUCCCCUCCAGUCUUGCACAGGUGUACCGGCUCCUCCCCUCCAGUCUUGCACAGGUGUACCGGCUCCUCCCCUCCAGUCUUGCACAGGUGUACCGGCUCCUCCCCUUCAGUCUUGCACAGGUGUACCGGCUCCUCCCCUCCAGUCUUGCACAGGUGUACCGGCUCCUCCCCUCCAGUCUUGCACAGGUGUACCGGCUCCUCCCCUCCAGUCUUGCACAGGUGUACCGGCUCCUCCCCUCCAGUCUUGCACAGGUGUACGGCUCCUCCCCUCCAGUCUUGCACAGGUGUAGCGGCUCCUCCCCUCCAGUCUUGCACAGGUGUACCGGCUCCUCCCCUCCAGUCUUGCACAGGUGUACCGGCUCCUCCCCUUCAGUCUUGCACAGGUGCAUUGGCUCCUCCCCUUCAGUCUUGCACAGGUGUACCGGCUCCUCCCCUUCAGUCUUGCACAGGUGUACCGGCUCCUCCCCUUCAGUCUUGCACAGGUGUACCGGCUCCUCCCCUUCAGUCUUGCACAGGUGUACCGGCUCCUCCCCUUCAGUCUUGCACAGGUGUACCGGCUCCUCCCCUUCAGUCUUGCACAGGUGUAUCGGCUCCUCCCCUUCAGUCUUGCACAGGUGUACCGGCUCCUCCCCUUCAGUCUUGCACAGGUGUACCGGCUCCUCCCCUCCAGUCUUGCACAGGUGUACCGGGUCCUCCCCU
Messenger RNA from Staurois parvus, 783 nucleotides. The record is from the annotation of a GenBank genome assembly. Lineage: Eukaryota; Metazoa; Chordata; Amphibia; Anura; Ranidae.